AAAUUUUACUUGUUAAAGAUACAACUAGAUGGAGAUAUUGUUGACAAAAAAAGUUUUUUUUUAUCGAAAAUCAGAAUCGAAUCACAAAUGAGACUGAAAUUUUUUCAGUCUAUUGAUUGUUUUCUGCAUCUUCUUCAUCAUGUAUUGUUAAUCUGUGAAUAAAGUUCAGUAUAAAUUUACGAGACAAUGUGAAUAACUUGAUUAAAGUAAAUUGACAAGGUGAUCAUACAGAAAAGAAACAGUUUAUCAAACAAAUUAAUAUAUUCGAGAAAAAGUUCAAUGGAAGAAUCAAAUUAUUGUCUCUUACCGGUCAAUAUUUCAAGUGAUAAUAACACAGAUAGUAAUUCAACCGAGCGAUGAUCGUACUCGUGAAGAUCAAAUAGUUUUGUACAAGUUACUUUGUCCACCUUUAAUCUUUGCUUGCCUUGUCUCCGUGGUACUAAAUAUCGGCCUUAUCAUUGUCGGACGAAUGGGAACCCAUAGGAAGUCACCCGUUCUGAUACUCUCUCUGAAUCUUGCCUGUACCGAUACAAUCGCCUCAAUACUAAACGGCCUUGGUGUCGUUUUCAAUUCUUACCUUCCCGUUGUGUUUAACGUUCAUUUCGAUACGUGUCCCUUUCUGGCCAUUGAAAUUUUCCGUUCAUCGGCAUUGAUCUCAUCAGUCCUUCAUCUUUUAGCAUUGGCAUUCAUUCACUACAAAGGAAUAGUUCGUCCUCUCCAUUAUCGAGUUCGAACAUUUUUCUCACAUCAUGUAACCCGAAGUAUCCACUUGAUCAGUGCUAUUUGCUGGGGUAUUCCUUUAACAGCAUUCACCAUAUACUUUUAUUCAAUUCCCUGUCAAGGUUUCCGAUCAUCUAGCUGUGACUUCCGUUUCCUGGCCUCUAAACGAUAUCGAUUAUUUAUUCUGGCCUUUUUCCUCAUCCCAUUGGUUAUAAUGUUUUUCCUUUAUGCUAAAAUAUUUAAGAUAAUUAGAGCUAAUCAACAGAUGAGAUAUUCAUCUAAUGGAGUUGUUAAUUAUGAUAAAGUUUUCCAAUCUACUUCAUCAUCAGCUGAUCAACAGAGUAACAAUCAAAAUAAGGUUAACUCACUUGCUACAGCAGCGGCCAUUUUACUAGUCCAAAAUGAGGCCAAAAGUACAAAAUCAACCUCGACAGUGACCACAACAAUAACGACGACGACGACGACAAUUUCACCUCGACAUGUUUUCAUAUUUCGUAAUUACAUUCGUGCUAAUAACAUUAAUCACAAUAAAACUGGACAAUCAGAAUCAAAUUCAACAACAACCUCAUCAUCAUCAGUACCAAACAGUAUUGAUCAUAAUCACCAACAACAAUCAGUUAAUUACAAUGAUCAAGAUACUAAACAACAAUUGUUACAAAGUUCAACAUCUUUACUAUCCUUAAAUGAGAAGCAACAAUUAACCUGCUCUUCAAUGAAAUCAAUUAAAGGGAAACAAUUAAACAAUAAAGACUCAGAUGAUAAUAAUAAUUUAGAUUCUAAUAAAGGUUCAACUGUAAUUAAUUCUGAUAAUAAUACCGAACCGAUCAAUAAUUAUCGACAUAGAUUAAUUUCAUUGAAAGAUAAUCGAUCGGCAACAAUUGGACCAACUAAAUCAAAUACGAAAGCGCUAAUUACAAGUCUACUUAUAUUGGGAACUUAUCUCUUGUGUUGGCUACCAGCGGUCACUUUUCUGAUACUGACCUGUUCCGAUGGUUGCCCUUAUUCAAUAUUUAAUUUACCUCGAAAAUUGUUAAUCAUAAUCAGCUCAAUUUGUAAUUUUCUGGUCAUUUGUAAGGCCAUUGUUGACCCGUUCAUUUAUAUUUUCAGGACUCGAGAGGUUAAGUUUGCCAUUAGAAAAAUUUUCAAAUCAUCAAAGGGAUCACAAUCAACUAAUCACUAUGGUAAUCAAGUUAAUCAACAAUCGGAUGGACGAAGGACUUUCAAUAAUAGAUCAACAAUUAGUGGAUCAACUAUCACCAAUGGUGGAUCGACUUAUAAUAAUUAAAAUUAAUCAUUUAAAACAACUAAUUCUCAGUUAUAUAUAUUCAAUUAUAUUGUAUCAUUUUAAUUGUUAACAAUCAAUUGAGAAUAGGAAAAAAAAAAUUAAAUAACUUUUAUAUAUUAAUUGAUAAAAUUUUCAUCUGCUAAUAUUAAUUAA
Messenger RNA from Panonychus citri (citrus red mite), 2158 nucleotides. Its product is annotated as phosphatidylinositol 3-kinase 2-like. Gene Ontology annotation, cellular component: membrane. Gene Ontology annotation, molecular function: G protein-coupled receptor activity. The coding region runs from base 470 to 2005 and encodes 511 amino acids. Gene Ontology annotation, biological process: G protein-coupled receptor signaling pathway. The transcript is spliced from 3 exons. NCBI's taxonomy places the organism in Eukaryota, Metazoa, Arthropoda, Arachnida, Trombidiformes, Tetranychidae. The record is from RefSeq and is a predicted model, not a curated record.